This is a messenger RNA of Papilio polytes (common Mormon), 2086 nucleotides long. Its product is annotated as mucin-5AC. The transcript is spliced from 14 exons. NCBI's taxonomy places the organism in Eukaryota, Metazoa, Arthropoda, Insecta, Lepidoptera, Papilionidae. The record is from RefSeq and is a predicted model, not a curated record. The coding region runs from base 224 to 1978 and encodes 584 amino acids.
AAGCAUCGCUAUAUUUCAUUCCGCGCGCGAUCGCUGGCUGUAAACGCUUGCGCAGCAACGAAUUUACGAAAUUCGAAUUUGUCUCCGCGAUUUUAAAAAAAAAAACUCAGUUGUGCUCCUAUAAUAAUGAAUAAAAUAUUCCAGUGAAUUUUAAGUGUAUGUGUUGUGUUAGUUUUGAAAUAGUUUGAGAAGUUUUUGAUUCACUGUCGAAUAAGGCAUCAAGAUGACGACGAAAUCGUACAGCAAGCACAAGGAGUACAAGGAGAUAUCCAGCAGAGGCACCGUGCCUUACACCGACGAACAAUUCGAUAUGAUGAAAUCCGAGCUCCUACCUAAAGGCAGUAAACUUGACUCUCUGGGCCGCGGUACUGGUACCCGGGAGUACCACUAUGAGUACAAAGAAGAGAAGCUGCCUGGUGGCAAAUACGAUCGGAAGGACUACCAUACUGUUGAGGAAUACACGAUUCCUGCAAGAAGUUUACCGAAGUCUUCAGAAAGUAGUUCGUAUUACUACGAGAAAGAGGAAAGGGAAUUACCUGCUAUUACCACUGGCACUCGGACAUAUAACUAUGAGACAACUGGCACAUCUCCUGGUUAUUCCAAAGUGAAUACCAAAGUGACUAAGGAAAUGACUCAGAAUGUUGAAGAGUUGGAUUCUCUUCUGGAUGAUUUGCAGAAGGAUCAAGAACGUCAAUUGUACAAGAGUGGUUAUACUUCAGAUACCGCUGAAAGUACGUCCUUUGACUACAGGCGAGGUACACCAGCAAAGGCGCCGUCUAGUGGAUACUCUACGUUGAAGCACGAGGAGCGCGUGGAGUCCUGGGGCUCCAGCCCUGCGCCGACAGUCACACGUGCUGCUGAACUGCGACAGCAGAUGUAUAGAGAGGAGAAAACUGAGUCCCGCGUGGUGCCGGCCGUGGUGCCAGCGCCGGCGCCGCUGCAGGUGCCAGCCCCAGUCUGCACGCAUUGCCACCAGCCUGGCACCACAGGCACUUUGCCACGUGGUAGUACACCAAUGAAUAAGGUAACUACCACAGUGAAGACGUACACGUACGAGGUGCCGGCGGACACGGACCCCGCCAGUGUGCCCAUACCCGCGCACGCGGACACACACACCUAUGUGUCGAAUGACACACAUCGCACUACGACGCUAACUCGUCCAGGGGAGGGCUCCCCCGCGCCCGGCUGCCAGUACUGCGCGCACUGCAACACGCGCCUGCACUACAGCCGCACGCACCUCUCUGACGAAAAUACAACUACUAAUGAACGUAUGGUGUACCCGAGCCCUGCCAACGAGCCCCACGCACCCCACGGACCCCACGGACCCCACGCACCCCACGUGCUGCCCGCAGAGCCGCACAAUGGACACGGCCCUUAUGGUCCAACAACAUACAAAUACUCUGAGACGAGCUACUCCUCGCACAACUCCACCCUCAGCCCGCCCCCGCACGCCCCGCACGCCCCGCACGCCCCCCACGCCCCCCACAGGCACGCCUCGCCCUCCCCCGCGCCCUCCCCGGCGCCCUUCCCGCGCCCGCACACGCCCUCCCCCGCGGAGCAGCAGCCGCCCAAGAGGCUGGAUGACCUCCUCGCUGACUUCCCUGAAGCUAGGUUCCCCACUCAGAAUGAAGGUGUGCGUCGUCGCGUGGAGACAACGAGAGAGACACGCGACACUUCCCACGUCAGCGUGCCCACCCCCGCGCCCGCAGCUGGCGUGAAGCCCGCGCCUGUAGGCUCCAGUAAGAACGUCGCCGGUCCAGCUGUCUACUACCCGCCCGGACACACGCCCUUCGCGCCUAAGAAGGAAGUCGCGGGAUAUGAAGCUAGCGCGAUGCAAGGCGGCGGUGCGUACGCGUCAGGCCGCGGCAUGUACGAGUACGAGUCAGGCGCCCGCAGCAAGGAGAAGCACUACGAGAAGAAGACUGCAGUGCCGGUCUGCCUACCCCUCUGCUGCGCUAUGCCGUGCGUCAUAUUGUAAACUGACACAUAAAUGUGACAAAAAUAUCGUCGAAUUCAAUAGAAAUGAAAUUAUAACUUCUAUAUAAAUAAUUAGCUGUUGCUCGCGACUUCGUCCAUGUGAAAUAAA